Gamsiella multidivaricata is the source of this 512-nucleotide messenger RNA. RefSeq lists its product as uncharacterized. Lineage: Eukaryota; Fungi; Mortierellomycota; Mortierellomycetes; Mortierellales; Mortierellaceae. The coding region runs from base 38 to 445 and encodes 135 amino acids. The transcript has 4 exons. Gene Ontology annotation, cellular component: mitochondrion. The record is from RefSeq and is a predicted model, not a curated record.
CUGUAUUCCUCAUAUUUCUCCCGGUUCACACACAACCAUGUCAUCUGAAUUAUCGCAAGGCGGAGAGAAGUCUUCAGACUCGGCGGUGGCCUAUAGGAAUUCAUCCCUUUACAAGCUGGCUGCAUCGCCAUACCCGGAGUGGACUCUGUCAGCCCUGUGCGCGGCAUCUGUCCCAAUUGCCGCAAAAGCAGGCUCAGGCUUCCCCCACUUUGGUGUUAUGAUGGGCUUCUCAGCUAUCUGGGCUGGCUCGGGGUAUAUGAAGUACGCAAAGGACCCUGAUAACGGCUCGGGAACCACCACAGCGUGGUGUUUGACAUAUUUGUUCCUGAAUCUGCGGAGGACCGUCCGCCAGCCAAAGCCAAUGCCUUCGCUUGUUGCAGCGGGUGUAUUAACUAAUCUGGUCAUCUCAGGCCGCAAGGUUGUCGAGGUCGAAUUUGGUGUCUAAUCAAGGGCUAUCUCUUGCAAAGUAAGAUCAAUUACAAUAACUGUACAAUAAAAAUGCAAAGAGCACA